Messenger RNA from Mytilus trossulus (common blue mussel), 1110 nucleotides. RefSeq lists its product as uncharacterized. The transcript is spliced from 3 exons. The record is from RefSeq and is a predicted model, not a curated record. The coding region runs from base 145 to 1017 and encodes 290 amino acids. Lineage: Eukaryota; Metazoa; Mollusca; Bivalvia; Mytilida; Mytilidae.
GUCAGGUCAAAGGUGACUUUCCCACGUUUUUCAUCGCGUCUUUUCAAAGCUGCAUUUUAUCAGCGACAUCCUCGGGACGACAUCUUUGAAUAAUUCACUUAACAGAUCAUCCACGUAGUUAAAGAGAUUAAAACAGACUUUGGAAUGGCACAGGUGUUGGCAGUCCCAGGAGAUGUUAGACACGAAUUUGCGUUCAGAACUUCAUUUAACCAUGAUUUCGGAAGAAUUACUGGGAUAGCAGCGACAACAAAGGGGAACAUUGUAUUAUGUGACUAUGACAAGAAGAAUCUGAUUUUACUUGAUCCUUUUGGAACUUAUUUAAAUAAGCUCGAAAUGGAAAGUCAGCCUUAUGAUGUGGUUAUUACAAGUCAAAAUAUAGGAUAUGUUACUCAACCUAACACCAGAUCUGUAGUACAAAUAGACCCGGAUCGGUUGAUUGUAUUGCAUAAUGCUACAAGCAACAAUAAGUGUACCUCCGUGAUUUGUGCGGCAGCAGUCCAAAAUUCUGGAAGAGACAUUGAAAGUAAAGUUCCGUGUUAUCUUGCCGUAAAUGUGUGUGGUUCUAUGUUUGCAUACCCCGUCAAGAACUAUAAAAUAAUUUUAAAUGAAAACAGCGGACACAUAUUUAGUUUAACAGGACAUCCUAUUGAUCCACGUGUCUUUAAAUUUCAUGCAGUUGAAAAUGGAUUAUUCUUUUCUUGUAUAAGCGGUCAGAACUAUAUUAAGGUUACAAACUGUGCACUGCAAGGAUUGGAUGGUUAUGAGCAAAAUGCCAAAAUUGGAACUAUGGAUACACCCACUGAUAUAUGCUCUGAUGACAAUGGACACAUCUAUGUCAGCGGACGGGAUUCGAACAACAUACACCGACUGACACAAGACGGCAAGGUUUUAGAUAUUCCACUGGACAUUCGACAUGGUAUAUCACAACCAGUUGCGUUGUGUUUCAAUCAAAACUAUGAUAAAUUAUAUAUUGCCACUAACGGGGGAACACAGGUUGCGAUUCUUAAUGUAAUUUGAUAAAAUCACAGUUGUUAAUUCAUUACCUUUAUAUUAAGAUGGGUUAUAAUUGUAGAAUAGCAGUAUAAACUUGUUAACAUCACAUUAAAGUAA